This is a messenger RNA of Peromyscus californicus insignis, 1497 nucleotides long. RefSeq names its product small integral membrane protein 13. NCBI's taxonomy places the organism in Eukaryota, Metazoa, Chordata, Mammalia, Rodentia, Cricetidae. The record is from RefSeq and is a predicted model, not a curated record. The coding region runs from base 85 to 348 and encodes 87 amino acids. The transcript has a single exon.
GCUGCCCUCGGGCGCCCGCCACCCAUGCCGCCCAGCCGCUCUGCCGCCCGCCGCUGAGCCCGCGUCCACCCUUCAGCUCUCAAGAUGUGGCACAAUGUGGGGCUGACCCUGCUGGUGUUCGUGGCCACGCUGCUGAUCGUCCUGCUGCUGAUGGUGUGCGGUUGGUAUUUUGUAUGGCAUCUCUUUUUAUCUAAAUUCAAGUUUCUACGGGAACUGGUGGGAGACACAGGAUCCCAGGAAGGAGAUCAUGAGCCUUCAGGGUCUGAAACAGAAGAGGACCCUUCAGCUUCACCACACAGGAUCAGAUCUGCUCGUCAGAGGAGGGCGCCCACUGAUGAAGGCCACUGACCAGACACCUGCCACACUAGAAUAUGGUCUAAGGCAGUUAUGAGCCUCUGUCUUUAGUGACCUAGCUUUGAAAGUUAUUAAGUGACUGAGGAACAUUUGUAAUUGGAUUUAUAUCCAGUUCAAAAAAGAUUUACAUGUAAGCCAUAUAGAAAUAAAAGGAAUUUAAAUCAAAUUGGACCAUUACAGAUUUCAUCUUGGAUAUUUUGCUUCACUGGGUCUACUUAACAUACUUACUCUUUGGCUUAUUUUUUUUUGCACUGGUGUAAAUCUGUAAACAUUUUAGGCUUGAAAAAACAUGUUAUUAGUCAUAAAAUGUACCCUUUUCUUGACACUUUGACUUCUCAUAAAUUGGGGAGCAUCUCAUUACUGUCAACCAGGUGAUGGUCUUGUCAUUAUUCCAGUUCAUGCAUGUGUGAAUUUGCAGCUUGUUACAAUGUCAUUACCUCAGCUGAUGUGGAUAUUGUUGGUAUCAAAUAUAUCGGGUUUAAUUGACAUUUUUAAAAUAUCUUCAAAAGUACUAUGAAUCGGCAUUGAAACGGAAGGUUGUUGUAUAUGCAGAAAACCAUGCAGACAGCAGUGGAACGUGUUUGAUGUGAAUGAUGCCAACAUUUGCUGCUGGAGAAAUGAUCACAAUUCUGUAUUCCCUUGCAAAGAAACAACAAAAAGCUUUACAGGACUGAAGAAAGGAAGAUACCCACAAGUUGACGAAGCUAUGCUACAUUUUGUCAGUGGGGCACUUGCAAAACAGUUGCCUGUCUUCUUCCCGCCAAGCAAUUGCAGUCGAAGGCAGGAGAAAUUGCCAAAAUCCUCAGAAAUGAUAUAUCAGAAUUCAAAGCAAGGAGAGACUGGUGUGGCUACUUCAUGGAGAGGACUGCCAUUAAGACCUCAAACGUUUUCUCCGAAGCUGCCUGCUGGUGUUAGACGGAAGGCAGUGGUAAGCACCCCUUCAGGAAAUGCCGAAUUGCCAGCACUCUUGACAUGUUUGGGAAAAUAUGCAGAUCCCUAUGACUAAUUUGAAAAAUGGUUGGGAAGAAGGGGACUUGGAAUGUGAAGUUAUAGUUAUAACUUAACCAGUUUAUUUCACACAUUCUUUACAUAGGCAUAAGAUUUAUGUGAUAAAAAUAUUUUAGAACACGAAUAAAUACAAAA